Messenger RNA from Trichoderma virens Gv29-8, 950 nucleotides. RefSeq lists its product as uncharacterized. Gene Ontology annotation, biological process: translation. Gene Ontology annotation, molecular function: structural constituent of ribosome; RNA binding. NCBI's taxonomy places the organism in Eukaryota, Fungi, Ascomycota, Sordariomycetes, Hypocreales, Hypocreaceae. Gene Ontology annotation, cellular component: ribosome; cytosolic large ribosomal subunit. The transcript has 3 exons. The coding region runs from base 44 to 565 and encodes 173 amino acids. The record is from RefSeq and is a predicted model, not a curated record.
AUUUCCGACGCAGCAGCAGACACGUCGAUUAACAACCGCAGCAAUGGCCUCCGAGAAGACUAGCAACCCCAUGCGGGAGCUGAAGAUUCAGAAGCUCGUUCUGAACAUCUCCGUCGGUGAAUCUGGUGACAGACUCACUCGUGCCGCCAAGGUGCUUGAGCAGCUGUCUGGUCAAACCCCCGUCUACAGCAAGGCCCGUUACACCGUCCGAACCUUCGGUAUCCGCCGUAACGAAAAGAUUGCUGUCCACGUCACCGUCCGAGGCCCCAAGGCUGAGGAGAUUCUCGAGCGUGGCCUCAAGGUCAAGGAGUACGAGCUUCGCAAGCGCAACUUCUCCGAGACCGGCAACUUCGGCUUCGGUAUCAGCGAGCACAUCGAUCUUGGUAUCAAGUACGACCCUUCCAUCGGUAUCUACGGCAUGGACUUCUACUGCUGCAUGACCCGCCCUGGUGAGCGUGUCACCCGCCGCCGCCGCAUGAAGAGCAGAAUCGGUUCUUCUCACCGCAUCAAGCGUGACGAGACCGUCAAGUGGUUCAAGGGCCGCUUCGAUGGCAUUGUCCGAUAAAUGGGCAAACCCAAUCGAAUAAAAUAUUUUUUUUCUGUCUUGAAGGAAAUGGGCAUGGCGAACAUUUGGGGGUAAAAAGGAUCAUAUGGUCAUGUAUUCUUCCGCUUGAUUUUUACAUCAGCUCGUACCAAAUUUUGAGUCGAGCAACGGCCUGAGAGACCGACCGGCGCUAUGCCGGCUUCACAUAUUAUUGCCCCUGCAAUGUGAUGGCACCAUUCAUACCUUUUGGCAAUGCCUGUUUGCUUGCUUGAUAGGAGGAUAUUCGUACUGGUGAUCCUCCUUCUUUUUUUUUUUUCUCUUUGUAGACUGUAGCGAUGUGUUUUGGUUGUUGAGCUUUGUUGGCAACCAUUUGAAUGAUGAUAAUCGAUGAUAUCUUGAUACUUCG